UCGCAUUUUAAAGGAGUACAACGCUUUAUGACUAUAAGUAUCACUGGUGAGGCUGGUGUAUUGAGGAGAAGGGACAUCUGCGAACAGCUUCAUUAACAGACCAUCAGACCAUGUUUUGGGCGCGAGUCUCCGCGGUCCGUCUCAUUGGGAUGGUCAUGCUUUUAAGUAGGCCUAUGACUACAGAAUCAACCUCCCCAGAGUACCACUACUACAACCAGACCCUGAGCUGGAGCGACGCGCGGAGCUUCUGUCUGGUCAAGCACAGCGACCUGGCCACCGUGACCUCCAUGGAGGAGGCCCAGCUCCUGGCCAAGACCGCCGCCGGCCGGGGCGACGCCUGGAUCGGCCUCCGUUUCAUUGGAACCGCCAGGUGGCUGUGGUCGGACGGAAGCGGAGCGCUGUCCAGUUCGUAUUGGGAUAAAUCGGAGCCCAACUUUUUAGAUGGCCCGAAUCCCUGCGCAGAAACGAAGGAAGGGGGCUGGAACGAUCUCCCGUGUUCCGAGGGACGUGCUCUUGUGUGCCAAGGUGCAACGUCGCCGUACUAUUUCCCUCAGUCCUAUAUGUGGGAAUGGACAUUUGCCCGGGAUUAUUGCAGAAGCCUAGGUAUGGACCUGCCGACUAUCCGAAGCAGGUCUCAGAUUACGACAAUCUUGAAUACGGUAAAAACCGACGUCUGGAUCGGCCUCUUCCUCGACCGGUGGGCGUGGUCCGACGAGAGCCCCACCUCCCUCAGAUACUGGAUGGUGGGCAGGCCCGCCAACCUCCAGGGCUGUGCCGUUGUCAGCGUCAAGGACCAGGGCCGUUGGUACGAGGAGCAGUGCGAGGCCGAGAUGCCUUUCGUCUGCCAGGGCGGUUUUAAAUCGCAGAGGGUGCUGAUGAAGUUAAAGAUGGAAUCGCAUGGUGACCUCGAUCGCUCAGCCGCCAGUGCUCAGCUCCUGCAGCAGCUCGAGGCGCAGUUGAGAAGUCAGGGGAUAUCAGAUUUCCAACUCAGAUGGAAGAGCGACAUCCGUCGUCAGGAUGAGAUCAACGAGAAUCCUGCAGCUGAGAGCCACGGUCCAGUUCCCUGAGAAGAUAAGAACUGAAGUUGGUUUGUUCUGAUAGUUACUUCAAAUUGAAAUAUAUAUUGCAAAUAAAAGUGGUGCAAAAGGACACUGUCUAUUUCUGACCUACAUCAACU
Gadus morhua (Atlantic cod) is the source of this 1177-nucleotide messenger RNA. Its product is annotated as C-type mannose receptor 2-like. The transcript is spliced from 7 exons. NCBI's taxonomy places the organism in Eukaryota, Metazoa, Chordata, Actinopteri, Gadiformes, Gadidae. The coding region runs from base 111 to 1067 and encodes 318 amino acids. The record is from RefSeq and is a predicted model, not a curated record.